This is a messenger RNA of Oppiella nova, 180 nucleotides long. The record is from the annotation of a GenBank genome assembly. Lineage: Eukaryota; Metazoa; Arthropoda; Arachnida; Sarcoptiformes; Oppiidae.
AUGCUAUGGUCUAUAUGUGUUGCGUAUAUAAUAUACACGUGUGGGACGGGUGGGGCACCGGUACUCAACGGCAUACUGUCGUGGAAGGGAUGGCAACCCAUUAGUAAACUGACUUACCAGACAAACAGUUUACAUAACAAUGGGGACAGCGUUAUCGGAGUACAUAUCCGGGUUAAGUAA